This is a messenger RNA of Acanthosepion pharaonis, 954 nucleotides long. Lineage: Eukaryota; Metazoa; Mollusca; Cephalopoda; Sepiida; Sepiidae. The record is from the annotation of a GenBank genome assembly.
AUGACUUGGCUCUCUCUGCUGUCCAGCCAUUUUUUUUUUUUUUUGGCUUUAUCUGCAGUUAGCAGCAGUUGCGUAUAUGUCGGUGACGUGGUGGUGGGAUCACUGGUAACGUUUGUCAGGGCGGCCAUCUGUGGUGGACCUGAUAACCAUUCGGCGCUAAGAAUGGCCACAUUCUUCCGUACCGUUAUCCAUUACCGUGCCUCCCCUUUACUGUUUCUUUUUCACACUCAUUUUUCUCUCUUUGUUUCAUUGUCUCUCUCUUUUUCCUUCUCUUUUUCUCUGUCUUUAUCUCUCUCUCUCUCUCUCUGUCUUUCCUCAUUCUCUUUCACACAUUUUCUUUUUCUAUUUCUCCGUUUCUUCUUCUUCUUCUUCUUCUCUCUCUCUCUCUCUCUCUCUCUCUUUCUCUCUGUCUCUCUCUUGCUAUUUCCCUUUUCUUCUCUUUUUGCCUUUCCUACUUCCUUUCUUCCUUUCUUUCUUUCUUUCUUUUCACCUUCAUUUUUUUCAAUAUUUCCCCAACUCGAUAACCGUUAUUCAAUCGACACCACCGGAAGUGCCUGUUGCCAAAAUGUCUCAAUGAUCCUAUAUCUUAAUCUUCCCCAUUUCUUUCUUUCUUUCUUUCUUUCUUUUUCUUUCUUUCUUUUUUUUUUCUUUCUUUCUUUCUUUCUUUCUUUUCUUUUUUCUUUCUUUGUUUCCUUCUUUCAUUUUGUUUUCUUACUCCUUUUUUUCUUUCUUAAUAUUUUCUUUCUUUCUUUUCUUUCUCAAUUUUUUCAUCUUGUUUUCUUUCUUUCUUUUUUUUUCUAUUUAUUUUCUUUUCUUUUCUUUUUUCUUUCUCAAUAUUUUCACUCUUUCUUUCUUUUUUUCUUUCAUGUUUUUUCUUUUUUCUUUUCUUUUUUCCUUUCUUUUCAAUAUUUUUCCUCCUUUCUUUGUCCCCAAUAUUUUCUUUUUCUUUCUUGA